GAUAUGCAUGGAUGAGCGGAGCGAUUCAGUACACUACAGAUAAACAACGAUGCCUAUGUGCGGCUCAAAGCCACGUCCCGCCGAAAAGACGUUCACUCGUGGCUUGGCGACCUCGGCCGCCAGGGCAGCGGUGCAGCCGCGCUGUCUGAAGUGCGUGAGCAGUGAGGGAAGUCGCCUAACAGACGUAUUUUAUGAAGCUUCGUCUAUAGCAUUACUCAAAAGAGACAAUCAACACUGUUAUUUUCAGUCUUUAGAGUAUAAUCUGCACUAUAAGCAC
Gryllus bimaculatus (two-spotted cricket) is the source of this 277-nucleotide messenger RNA. NCBI's taxonomy places the organism in Eukaryota, Metazoa, Arthropoda, Insecta, Orthoptera, Gryllidae. The record is from the annotation of a GenBank genome assembly.